Molecule: messenger RNA, 2826 nt
Organism: Leptosia nina
Lineage: Eukaryota; Metazoa; Arthropoda; Insecta; Lepidoptera; Pieridae
Source: the annotation of a GenBank genome assembly
AUGAAUUUCGAGAUUAAACUAAAGGAACCUACAACUCCGUCGGCUCCUGAAAAUUAUCUUAACCUCUUAACUAAUAUGCAACAUUUCGAGGGAAUAAGAGUACUAGUAUACUUAGACGAUUUCUUGAUAGCUCACCAGGACUACAAUGUACUCUGCAGGCAGGUUCAAAUUGUAUUAGAGCGUCUAAAAUAUUUAGUCUGGAGAAUCAACAUGGAAAAGUCGAUAACUGUUCCAACGAAAUCGCUCGUGGUUUUAGGCAUACACUGGAACCCAUGGCUCAACAAAAAGUCGAUUCCAGAGAGCAAAUCAAUACGGCUUCAGAAACUACUUAUAACCUUGAUAAACUCGGGCAUGACUUCAAUAAGUGUUCUUCAAAGCCUAAUAGGACUGUUAAAUUUCGUCAGCUUUGCUGUAACACAAGGCAGAUUACACUUCCGAAAUGCUCUUGUAUUCCUAAACAGGCAACUAAAGGAAUCGCUUGUACACGAAACUGUCAUUCCUCAAAAGGUAAAAGAGGAUCUUGUUUGCAUAGACAAACAAGAAAAAUUCAGAAGAAAAAAAUACCUCACAGUUCCUAGUCGCAAGGAUAGCCAACUCAACGCUACUAGUCCAGUGCGACAACAAGACUGUUGUAGCCUUCCUGAGGAACGAAGGUGGUACAAGAUCCCCUACUCUUUUGAAGUUCACAAAGCAAAUUUAUCAAAUUCUCUAUUCUCACAAAAUUUAUCUGAGAAUACAUCGUAUACCAGGAAAGUACAAAAGUCACGCAGAUCACCUAUCGCGUCACCGGACUCCGCCAGAAUGGCACCUUGUGCCUCAGUGUACGAACAAAAAAAAAAAAACUUCGUGAAGUUCGGUGUUCCGGUGAUAAGCUUGUUUUCCUCGAUGUGUGCAAAGGUGGUAGCAAAUUAUGUGUCACUAGACCUGAAAGACCCUCAAGCUCUGUAUCACGAUACUUUCUCCCGAAAUUGGCAUUUCUCCCUAGCGAGGGUAUUUCCACCCCCAUUUCUGAUUCCGAAGGUCACACCUGAACUCGGCAGUCGGAAUGUAUCUCUUGAUAGUACCAAAAUGGGAGAAAGUAUUUUGGAGGCCGAAUUUGAAGGCCCGAGCUGUAGCACCUCCUCAUACAAUAAAAAAAGUUACACUUAUGCCCCAUCGAUGCGUAAGACCUACGAAUGCGCAUGGAAUAAUUGGAAUAAACCCCGAGGUCUUAACCCCUUACAUCCUACUGGAGAAGUUUUAGCUCGAUUUCUGGCAGAUCCACAUGUUGUGGAAGAUGAGGCUAAUGUUUUUCAAUCGUGCAGACAUACAGCUCUAUUACUAAUUCUCUACUCUGGCAGAAGGAUUCAUGAUUUGACUCUUUUGGCAGCUGAUUCAAAACGUAUGCACCAAGGAAUAAAGGCUUCACCGGGCAGCCUACGUUCUGCAGUGGCGUCUAAAAGUUCGUCUAAAAACUGUCCUCUGGAUGAAAUUCUGUCUAAAGAGAAUUGGAGAUCUCUGAACACAUUUGCUCGUUUUUAUUGCAAAGAAGUGGUGCCACUAGAUAAAAAUCUCACAAUAUUCAAAUUUUUUAUCCCGUACUUCAUGGCUGGUGUAAAAAAAGGUACGGCUGAGUGGUUAACUGGAUACUCAGUACAGAAUUUGAGUGAGCACUGGGUUUUUAGUCCGUUCAGAUUAUUCCUAACAGUGCCACAAAUAGACUACCUAAUCGUACACUGGUUUAUCUUCCUUUUUGAUCUCACAAUCGCAUUCUGGAUGAUGUGGUCGAAAACCAGAAAUAUGGCCAUGAUCUUUUGCGCUCUCUUUCAUCUUAUGAAUAGUCGUCUUUUUAGAAUUGGUAUGUUCCCGUGGGUAUGCCUAGCAACAAUGCCACUCUUCUAUCCAUUCGACUGGCCCAAAAAGAUUUGCCAGGAAUUCUCAAAUUGGUUUUUUAAACAACGAUGUCAGUUGGAGAAACUCGGUUGGCUAAUUAAAAGAAACAAUAAAGUGACAGAAGAUAACUCUAAAGGUGGUGUCAGUAUGGAGAAAAUUGGCAAAAAUAGCCUAGAUGCUAUAAAAAAAUCUAUAGAAAGCCAGAACAAAGAUAAGCCCAGUGAUGUUAAGCUCAAGAAAACCGCGGCAUUGAUUUUUCUUUACGUUAUUUUUCAGGCCUUUUUACCUUUUUCGCAUUUUAUUACCAAGGGCUACAAUAACUGGACAGACGGCCUCUAUGGUUAUUCCUGGGACAUGAUGGUACACACAUGGGACAUAAACAGCGUUGUCAUAAAAGUCACAGAUUCCAACCAAGAAUAUUUCGUAGAUCCAUACUCGCUUACACCGAACGACAGGUGGACACGCCACGGCGACAUGAUCCACCAAUACGCCCAUUGUUUGAGAGAUCACUUGCGUUCCAGGAAUUUGAGAACUGAGCUUUCCAUUUUUAUCGAAGUCUGGUGUUCGCUGAAUGGAAGGUAUACGCAGCGGAUGUUUGAUAGUAGAAUUGAUAUCUUGAAUGCGACUUGGUCCCCGUUUCGAGAAGUACAAUAUCUCAUGCCGUUGCUGGAGGAAGGUUUGAAUUGGCGAAGUGACUUACAGGCUAUAAGAGCGGACGUGCAUUCAUGGAACAAUUACAGUGAUGUCAUAUUUAUAGCUGAUUUUCCAGGUUACGAAUAUGAAAAAUUUAUCACCGAGGAAUUGACCAACGUUUCAUUAACAGUCUUAAAAGGAAAGCUAUCGCCAUCAGCGAGCCGGCCUAGCGACGAUUUCAAACAGGCGACGGACAUCGUCAGCUUGACGCGUCACCGCGAAUAUAUAGUCAUCGUUUCUCCAUACCGCGCUCACAACUAG